Miscanthus lutarioriparius is the source of this 612-nucleotide messenger RNA. The record is from the annotation of a GenBank genome assembly. Lineage: Eukaryota; Viridiplantae; Streptophyta; Magnoliopsida; Poales; Poaceae.
AUGGCGGUCAAGGUCUACGUCGUGUACUACUCCACGUAUGGACAUGUUGGCAAACUAGCUGAAGAGAUCAAGAAAGGUGCCUCAUCUGUUGAAGGUGUUGAGGCUAAAAUAUGGCAGGUCCCUGAAACUCUCCCUGAGGAAGUGCUUGGAAAGAUGGGCGCACCCCCUAAGCCUGAUGUGCCAGUCAUCACACCGCAAGAACUUACAGAAGCUGAUGGAAUCCUCUUCGGGUUUCCGACAAGGUUUGGAAUGAUGGCAGCGCAAAUGAAGGCGUUCUUCGAUGCUACUGGUGGACUCUGGAGGGAGCAGAGCCUUGCUGGCAAGCCUGCUGGCAUCUUCUUCAGCACUGGAACCCAGGGUGGUGGCCAAGAGACUACACCGUUGACAGCGAUUACCCAGUUGACACACCACGGCAUGGUGUUUGUGCCUGUGGGCUACACCUUCGGUGCCAAGCUGUUCGGCAUGGACCAGGUUCAGGGUGGCAGCCCCUACGGCGCCGGCACGUUCGCUGCCGACGGCUCGAGGUGGCCGAGUGAGGUGGAGCUGGAGCACGCCUUCCACCAGGGGAAGUACUUUGCAGGCAUCGCCAAGAAGCUCAAGGGCUCUGCUUGA